Molecule: messenger RNA, 2073 nt
Organism: Penicillium angulare
Lineage: Eukaryota; Fungi; Ascomycota; Eurotiomycetes; Eurotiales; Aspergillaceae
Product: putative succinyl-CoA synthetase subunit alpha
Exons: 8
Coding region: 1-2073 (690 amino acids)
Biological process (GO): tricarboxylic acid cycle
Cellular component (GO): succinate-CoA ligase complex (ADP-forming); mitochondrion
Molecular function (GO): succinate-CoA ligase (GDP-forming) activity; succinate-CoA ligase (ADP-forming) activity
Source: RefSeq, a predicted model, not a curated record
AUGGUUCUGCACUCACUACACAAACGUGCUCCCCGCACGAGAGUGCGUUUAGCUCGCUGUUUCUCCGCGUCCCCGCGCGGUGCUAGCUACGCCGAUACCCUCUCCAAUCUGAAGAUCGGAGCCCAUACAAAGGUACUGUUCCAGGGGUUCACAGGGCGACAAGCGACAGCCAAUGUCAAGGAGUCGCUAGAAUGGGGCACUAAGAUUGUCGGAGGCGUAAAGCCAGGGGUGGAGGGUGAACAUCUUGGACUACCGAUCUUCCCCUCUGUUAAAGUGGCCCAAGAAAAAGCGAAGCCAGAUGCAUCUGCCAUCUAUGUUCCAGGAAACCAAACUGCGAAGGCUAUUGAAGAAGCGAUAGAAGCUGAAAUUCCACUCGUCGUGGCUGUCGCUGAGCACGUCCCUAUUCAUGACAUUCUACGCAUUCAUUCCAUGCUGCAAACGCAAUCUAAGACUAGACUUGUCGGUGCAAACUGCCCUGGUAUUAUAUCAGCUAUCGGGAAGUGUCGCAUUGGAUUUCAGCCUUUGCCAUGUUUCGCGCCUGGUAAUGUUGGAAUUGUGGCUAAGUCUGGAACAUUGAGCUAUGAGACUGUGGCAUCUACUACCCGAGCUGGACUGGGGCAGAGCCUUUGCAUAAGUAUGGGCGGUGAUGUACUGGCUGGUACUGAUUUUGUAGAUGCGCUGAAAAUAUUUGAGCAUGAUCAGGAUACGGAAGGAAUUAUCCUUGUCGGUGAGAUUGGUGGUACGGCUGAGAUGGACGCAGCAGAAUGGAUCAAAGAAUACCGACAGCGGUCCGCAAAUCCAAAGCCCAUCAUGGCUCUUGUUGGUGGGCUGGAAGCACCACCAGGCCGAAUCAUGGGACACGCAGGUGCGUGGGCUGCACCUGGAGAGCCCGAUGCACAAGCCAAGUACCAGGCACUUGAGCGUGCUGGCGCGGUCAUGGUCAAUCAUCCGGAGAAAUUUGGUGAGGGUAUGAGGACUUUGCUCGGCUCCGGCGCAAUCAGACCUGGUGCAAAUUCGUUCUCCGGAUCUGGAGGCCAGAAACGAGGCCUCCAUACCAUGAGACGUGUCAGUCCUAUGUCAAAGCCAGCUCAGCAAAAGCGCAGUCUCUACAUCAAGCAGUCUCAAGCAUUCGACAUCCUUAAGGCGAAGUCUAUCCCUAUCGUCGAGCAGAAUUCACCCUCUGAUGUGUUCAUCUCUAUAUCAGUUGACCGCACCGCUUUGUCGCCAUGUAUAGUUGCAUCUACAAGUACUGAACUCGAUCCAGCUCACUCUCGCAAGUUCCCGUUCAGCUACCGCGAAAAUGGAUUUGAAAAUAGCACUCUUACCUCAGAUGUAGCAUUACAUGUGGGCAUUCCCUCAUCAGCCCAUGCAAGUCUUAAAAAUCUGGUCCAAUCUCUGUGGGAAAUCUUCAAGGAGAAGGAGGCAUUCGUGCUGGAAACUCGCGUUGGAGUCUCUGGUGGGAGCUUGGAAGUACACGGUGCACGAUUUGGUUUUGAUGAUGCUGCGUUCCGAAGCUCUGGACGUCAGCAGGAGAUUCACGCUUUGCGAAAUACCGCCGAAGAGGCUCCGGAGGAAGUCGAGGCUGAGAAGGAUGGCAUUGUCUAUGUUAAGUGUGUCUCUUCUUUUAAUCCCUCGGAGUUCGUGACCAUGCUAAUCGUAGACAGGCUUCAAGGUGAAGGCAGCAUUGGUACACUUGUGAAUGGAGCCGGACUCGCAAUGAAUACAGUGGAUGCACUUACUAUUCACGGUGGUCACUGUGCUAAUUUCCUUGACACCGGUGGCAAAGCUACCUCAGAGACGGUCAAGUCGUCAUUUCGCAUAAUCUGCUCCGAUCCUCGUGUCAAUGCUGUCUUUGUCAAUAUUUUCGGUGGCUUGACGCGUUGUGAUAUGAUUGCCCAGGGAAUUAUUAUGGCUUUCCGAGACUUGGAAAUGCAAGUGCCUGUUGUAGUUCGGUUGCGUGGAACAAAUGAGGAACUUGGACAGAAGAUGAUCGCCGAGAGUGGACUUCCUUUGCACGCUUUUGAUGGAUUUGAAAACGCAGCAAAGAAGGUGAUUGACCUUGCUCGAAAGUAA